This is a messenger RNA of Effrenium voratum, 2301 nucleotides long. NCBI's taxonomy places the organism in Eukaryota, Dinophyceae, Suessiales, Symbiodiniaceae. The record is from the annotation of a GenBank genome assembly.
AUGUGGCUGCGUGCUCUUCUUACAGGAUGUGGCGCCGGCGCCGACGAGGACGAGCAGGACGUGUCGAGCUCAGAAGACAGUGUUGACGAAGAGAGACCUGAUCAUGAGCAUGAGGAGGCCUAUGCUGCUGCCACAAGUGAGAUGAGACAACAGAUGGAGAAGAUUGAGGUCGAUAGGCUUCCUGGCGUCUCGAUUACUGGAGCAAAUGAACCUUCAGACUCGCUGGUGGAUGUCACCACCAGCAUGUAUGAGGUGAUGCUGAUGUACGCGUUGACCCGGAGAGCCUUGGCGGUGGAACAGGCAAACAUAUGCAGUUAUGCUAAGAUGAUGCUCUGGACUCAGCGCCUCAUGAAGAGCAGGUUCUGCCAUUUUGUCUUCAGUGCUGCGGAAGCAUGGGUUCCAGGUCUGAGCGUCCUCAACCAGGCCAAGGUGAGCUCAGUCUUGCAGUACAUGGGCUGCGUCUGCCGGGCUCUGUGGCUGCAAGAGCUGCCACAGGCAGACAACCUAAGACCUCAAAAUGGGGCCAUGACCAUCUGCCACCCAUUUGAUUGUGUGGUGCCGGAUUGCGUCCUCAGAGCAAUGGCUUUCAAUCUGAUAGAAGGGCCUGUCGGUGUCAUGAAACACAGACUUGCAACCUUGCAGCAGUGGGAGGUUUGGGCCAAGGAGUUGGAGAAGGCGGAGCUCGAAAUACAUGCAAAUAUGCCGGCUCACAUGCAGACGGUGAUGGAGGGCAAGAAGCUGCUGUUGUUGGAGAGGAUUGCAAAUUCCUUGAAUUGGCCAGAUGAAAAAAUUCAUGAACACCUCCGACAAGGUUUCCGGCUUGUAGGCCACCCCGAGGUGUCUGGGAUUUUUGCAAAGACAACCGUUCCAGCGUCGAUGACAGAGGAUGAACUGAACAGUAAGAUGCCUACAAUGAGAUGCGCGCUGUGGGAAAGGAUAAGAUGCUCGGCGGACCAGGAGCAUGAAUCUGCUAUAUGGGACAUCACCAUGGAAGAGUGCCACACCAAAGGCUGGCUGGAUGGACCAUACAACUGGGCAGAACUUGGGAACAAGUUUGGGCAUCGGUGGCUUCCGUGCAAACGUUUUGGAGUAUGGCAGCGAAAUAAGUGGAGACCAAUUGACGACUUCAGUGACAACGGAGUCAACAGUUGCUACAGCGUUGUGGAGAAGAUCGAUCUGAGAGCGCUGGAUGAGACCGUUUGGGUGUGCGCUGCUUUCCUUCGUUCAACUCUGGCCACAGGGGCGGUUGACUUUGAGCUGUCGGAUGGAACCAAGAUCAGGGGCAAGGUGCACACCUUCUGGAGGAGAAAGACUGGUGCAGCAGAUGUGAAGAUCAAGACCGUGGACCUGGCCUCGGCCUACAAACAGCUGGGCUUGUCCGAAAUAGACAGGAGCAAGGCCGUUGUUUCCCUGCGAAAGCCGGGCACGCGCGAGGUCUAUGAAUUGCUUGGAGUGUGCCUUGACGCAUCUGACCCCGAUGGAAAAGAGGUCAAGGUGUGGAACAAGAAGGGCAGAACUUUGAAGAUGGUGGAAGCGUUGGAUGACAUCCUACUUUCUGGACGUGUCAGACCGCGGGAAUUACCUUCAGUCUUUGGGAGAGUACAGUUUGCUGAGGCACAGAUUUUGGGACGUCAAGGGCGUCUUGCGCUGGCAGAUAUUCGCAACCUUGAGAGACGCCAGGCCAGAGAGGUAGUUCUUGACGAAACUGAGGUAGAAGCGUUCAAGAUGCUACGGCAGAGGAUGCUGUCUGGAAGGCCUCGGACCAUUGCUGUGUCAGCGCCACAGAGUCCGGUUUUGGUUUUCACUGACGGUGCUUUUGAGCCGUCUGGAGACGGAAUGGUUGCUACAGUGGGAGGGGUGAUUUUCACCCCAAAUGGUAAUGAAUUCUUGGUACGUGCUUUUGGAUGCAGACUUGGCCAGACUACCCUGGACAGGUGGUUGACAAAUGGCCGGAAGCACUUAAUUGGGCAGGUCGAGCUCUACGCUGUCGUUUUAGCUCGAGGCCACUGGAGUGCAUGGAUUGACAACGAGAGGACUGUCUUCUUUAUCGACCAUGCUGGAGUGGUUGGCGCAUGUAUAUCUGGAAACUCGCGAGAAAAGACCUGGCGAGAACUUUUGGUACUAUUGGAAGAUUAUGACUCCAAAAGCCCAUGUGUGAGUUGGUUCACGCGUGUGCCCUCGCAAAGCAACAUUAGUGACGGUCCGUCCCGAGGGUCUUGGGAUCAGUUGAGCGCAAGCUUUGGUUUCACUCGAGAUGCUAUGAAAUGCCCAUUUACGCACGAGCGCUUGGAGGAUAUAUGA